Molecule: messenger RNA, 2631 nt
Organism: Phyllostomus hastatus (greater spear-nosed bat)
Lineage: Eukaryota; Metazoa; Chordata; Mammalia; Chiroptera; Phyllostomidae
Gene: FGFRL1
Product: fibroblast growth factor receptor like 1
Exons: 7
Coding region: 318-1841 (507 amino acids)
Cellular component (GO): plasma membrane
Molecular function (GO): fibroblast growth factor binding; fibroblast growth factor receptor activity
Source: RefSeq, a predicted model, not a curated record
UCCGGGAGAGUUGACAAAGCCCCGCAGGGAAGGACGCCUCGCGGCGCGCCGCCCCGGGCCCCGCGCCCCGCCGCCCCGGGACCCCGGCGCCGGCCUCUGGCCCCAAGACGCGAUCUCGCUGCCCACCCUGCCCCGCUCUCCGGCCCCGGCCCGAGCCGCCUGCGCCCAGGUAGCGCCGCGCCGUCCCGAGGCCGGGCCCGGGGGCGCGGGGCGGCGGGGUGCGGCGCCCGGGGCGGCGAUGACCGCCCAGCGCGCCCCGCGGGCCCGGCCCUGAGCCCCAACGCCCGCAAGCCCCGCCGAGGUCCGGACAGGCCGAGAUGACGCCGAGCCCCGCGUUGCUGCUGCUGCUGCUGCUGCCGCCGCUGUUGCUGGGGGCCCUCCCGCCGGCCGCCGCCGCCCGAGGCCCCCCGAGGAUGGCAGACAAGGUGGUCCCACGGCAGGUGGCCCGGCUGGGCCGCACCAUUCGGCUGCAGUGCCCCGUGGAGGGGGACCCGCCGCCGCUGACCAUGUGGACCAAGGACGGCCGCACCAUCCACGGCGGCUGGAGCCGGUUCCGGGUGCUGCCCCAGGGGCUGCGGGUGAAGGAGGUGGAGCGGGGGGACGCGGGGGCCUACGUGUGCAAGGCCACCAACGGCUUCGGCAGCCUCAGCGUCAACUACACCCUCAUCGUGACGGAGGACACCAGCCCAGCCAGGGAGAGCCCGGGGCAUGAGGGCUCCUCCGGAGGCCAGGAGGACCCAGCCAGCAAGCAGUGGGCGCGGCCCCGCUUCACGCAGCCCUCCAAGAUGCGGCGCCGGGUGAUCGCGCGGCCUGUGGGCAGCUCCGUGCGUCUCAAGUGCGUGGCCAGCGGGCACCCGCGGCCCGACAUCAUGUGGAUGAAGGAUGACCAGGCCCUGACGCGCCCCGAGGCCAGCGAGCACAGGAAGAAGUGGACGCUGAGCCUGAAGAACCUGCGCCCCGAGGACAGCGGCAAGUACACCUGCCGGGUGUCCAACCGCGCCGGCGCCAUCAACGCGACCUACAAGGUGGACGUCAUCCAGCGGACGCGCUCCAAGCCGGUGCUCACGGGCACGCACCCCGUGAACACCACGGUGGACUUCGGGGGCACGACGUCCUUCCAGUGCAAAGUGCGCAGCGACGUGAAGCCCGUGAUCCAGUGGCUGAAGCGCGUGGAGUACGGCUCCGAGGGCCGCUACAACUCGACCAUCGACGUGGGCGGCCAGAAGUUCGUGGUGCUGCCCACGGGCGACGUGUGGUCGCGGCCUGACGGCUCCUACCUCAACAAGCUGCUCAUCACCCGCGCCCGCCAGGACGACGCGGGCAUGUACAUCUGCCUGGGCGCCAACACCAUGGGCUACAGCUUCCGCAGCGCCUUCCUCACCGUGCUGCCAGAUCCCAAGCCGCCAGGGCCGCCCGUGCACCCCUCGUCCUCCACCACCAGCCUGCCGUGGCCCGUGGUCAUCGGCAUCCCGGCCGGCGCCGUCUUCAUCCUGGGCACUGUGCUCCUGUGGCUGUGCCAGGCCAAGAAGAAGCCGUGCGCACCCGCUCCCGUGCCCCCCGCGCCUGCGCACCGCACGCCGGUGACCACUCGGGACCGAGGCGGGGACAAGGACCUGCGGGUGUCCCCCGGCCUUGGCACCGCCGCCGGCGUGGGGCUGUGUGAGGAGCUCGGGGCCCCGGCAGCCCCCCAGCACCUGCUGGGUCCAGGCUCAGCGGCUGGCCCCAAGCUUUACCCCAAGCUGUACACAGACGUGCACACGCACACUCACACGCACUCACACACGCACUCACACGUGGAGGGCAAGGUCCACCAGCACCAGCACAUCCACUACCAGUGCUAGGUGGUGCCGGUGCUGGGGCUUUGGGUGCCCCGGGGUGGGUGCCCGGGGGCCAGGCUGGCAGACAGGCAGGGAGCAGAGGGCCGCGGUGGGGGGUGUGCACCGGGGAAGGGUGCAGCCAGCAGCCCGGGCGCCCUGGGCGAGGCGCAGCAUGCACGAGAGACCUCCACACACACACAGGCGUGCUCUGGGCACGCGGUGCUGGGCCGCUUGACGAGGGAAGCCCUUGGCCUGUGAGGAGGGUUUCACAGGGGCACAGUCGCCGCCCCUGCCUGGCAGGAGAUCUGAGAGACGCCCUGGCUUUGCAAACCAAAAACUCCCACCCCUGCCCCACGCCUGCCCGCCUGUCUCUGCCCAGGCCUCGGCAGGUGGGCGGCUAUUUUUGCCACCACCUGUCCUGGGUGUCCAGGAGUCCCCGCGCCCUGGGCCGGGGGGUCGGGGGAUCGGGCAUGGCCGUCUCGGGCCCUGUCCUGAGAGGCCGGAGCCCAGCUGGGAGUGACUCUGGUCACACCCACCUCCCACUGCCGGAGAGAAGAGGGCCUUGAUAUUUAUAUUUAUGAAAUUAAGAUAAUAUUAAUGAUGAAAGAGCAGGGCCACAGAGACCUGGCCUUCUGGGGGCCCAGGACCCACCUGGCCUCAUGGCCAGGCCGGGUGUCCACUCGGGGCCAGGCACCCAUCACCCCACUGUCCGAGGUGGCCCAGACCUCUGUAAUUUUAUAUAGAGUUUGAGCUGAAGCUUCGUAUAUUUAAUUUAUUUUGUUAAACAAGAAAACGUGCAUCCUUUUCCUCUAAA